AUGGGUUGCUCCAUAGCUAAAUUUUGGUGAGGAAAAUCAGUCCUGCCCCAUUUUCAUCGCCCGAUAAGCUUGUACUUCAUUAUUGCUUGCAUAAGUUAAAUAAUGUCACCAAUUAGAUGGUAAAGAUGAUAUCUUAUAUCUUACAUGGCUUAGUCAUUGUUAUUUUGCUGCGCUGGUGUGGCUGCUUACACUCCAGAUAACUCCUGCUAGAAAUCAAAUCUAAUCUGACUCAAAUCUUUAUUUAGGGACGCGCCUUCUCAAACACUCUGAAAACAAACACCACAAUCUGGACGAACAUGUUUGACAUCUGCAUUGCUUAACUGAUAUUUGUGGUCCACACCUAAAAGUUUGUAGAUAACGAAGCAAUAUAAAUUAUGGAUGGUUUGUUGAGUCGUCCACAUUUUGACCAUUGGGGUGGCUCGCUGUGAAAUCCUCCUGGCUGUAAGAUCGCUCGUCUCUGCAAGAAUGAAGGCUGGUCACAGGUGUCUCCUUUUCCACUGCAUUUUGCUGUCCGUCACUUUUUUGUGCCACGGAAAAGACGUGUUCUUCAAUGACAAUAGUAACCUCAUACUCCCGGGGUCCUACAAUGUUCCAUGGAUGGCGGGCAUUGAGGAUUUCCGCAUCCUCUCUUCCAUCACCAUCCCUGGUUCCCAUGACAGCAUGGCCCUGUACGGAGGUCCAGAGGCUAAAUGCCAGGCUUUGUCCCUGAGGGAUCAGCUCAGAGCUGGCAUUCGUUUCCUGGAUCUCAAAGUGUUUGGACUGGGUGACACCCUUUAUGUCAUGCAUGGGGUUAUGUUCCAGCGCAGCACUCUCAAGGAUGUCCUAGCCACUGUGCGAACCUUCCUGUCAGAGUUUAGGUCUGAGGCUGUGCUCAUUAGAGUGCAACCAGAGUCCUUUGAGAAGAGCACUGUCAAUCAAAUGGUGCAGAGUCUUAUUGGCAACGACCAACAUGUGUGGGUGAACUCGGGGAUGCCAAAUAUGGGUCAGGUCAGGGGGAAAAUUGUGUUCUUGCAGAAGAGCACCUUCACAUUGGGAAUUCCUCUCAUAGAUACAGGCAGGAAAGGUAGCAACGAGGUUAGCGACGUUAAAAAUAAAGACAACAGAAUCAUCAAGCAGCUGAACCAAGCCACUAUAGCCUGUGGAGGUGAUAACGUUGUUCUGACGUACACUAGCGGCACAGGCUUUGGUACUUUCUGGGGAAUGUUUCUGACUCCAAAGGGAGUGGCUGAGAAGGUGGACCCAUGGCUCAACCAGUACCUGAGACAGUUUUACCCCAAUCAGCCCAGACCGUGCUUUGGUGUCAUUGCCAUGGACUUCCCUGGCUUUGACCUCAUUCAAACUGUUAUCAACUUAAACUGGUGGUAGUCGAGUACAAUGUGCCCAAUUGUGUGUUUGAGAGGUUGAGGGUUUGAAUCUGAUACACUAUGGAAUAUUUCCCCUUCACUGUAAACUGAUGAAACUGAAAUACCUGGAAAUACAAAACGUCAUCUGAAAACUCUCCUUGUCUUUGUCAGUUGAAUCCUUAAAUGUUUAAAUGUGGCAGCAAUGGCAGCAACAUUUUGUGCAUCAUGACAAAAAUAAACUUCAUUUUACCACCUCCUCAUUGAUCUGAAGUGUUCCCCAGUGAUCUUACAUCUCAGGUACUUUGCAUGAAGCUUAAUACUGUCUUAAUGUGCUCUUUGUAAAUACAAUGUUGGAAUACUUUAA
This is a messenger RNA of Epinephelus lanceolatus (giant grouper), 1707 nucleotides long. NCBI's taxonomy places the organism in Eukaryota, Metazoa, Chordata, Actinopteri, Perciformes, Serranidae. The record is from RefSeq and is a predicted model, not a curated record.